GGUCAGUCUGGGUCAGGCCGCGACACAACACACAGGCACGCCGCCACACCAAAGCUUACAUUUCAUACACCCGCUACACUUUUCUCCACCGUCAGUCAGCUUCUUACACCUUCCCUACUCCCAUCCUGCAAGUAUUGCUAACCGCUCGAGACUUGGUAAAGCAUCAUCGCCUGAUCGCUAGAAGAAAAUUACCGAAAUAUUGUUUUUAAUUCAAAUAACUCGACUGAGUCGCUUUGUUCAAUAGUUUUGCCGAAAAUUGUAGAUUCAGAAAUUACACCAUUUCAGUCAACAUAUAACUUGAUAGCGCAUUGCUGAUUGCAAACUACUGGCAUCAGUGUGUAAGAGUUGAGAUGGUUUACCACCACAAAGCGCCACAAGUUGUGUACAAGACGUCUCGCCCCGCCAGUGUGAAAUAGCAACAACAAAGUUUCGGUGACGACGUGAACCAGCGAGUCACGAGCUACAGCGUCGGUAAAUUAUCCAGCUACAGGAAGCGGACCUUAUUUAAGAAAACUUUGUGACUUAUUGUCUUCACGACGAAAUAUAAAUAUUUGUGAAUAUUUAUCUCUGAGUGAGAGUCACGUGUGCAGCAUGCUGGUGCGUGGUGGAGACACGCGAGCACACUGUACCAUGAAGCAGAGCCGCUGAUGAAUAUUCUCCGGUCAUUCGGCCACCCGUAGCAAUGCUGUGUGCCUGGAGGAGCGCGGUCACUUUGGAGGAGUGGGGGCUUACCAAACGUCAGCUGUGUAACGAGUCACACUGAGGCGUGGCGGCUGGGGUAGGCUGUCCCGCCCGCCCGCCCGCCCGCCCAUCAUGAACUACAAUUUUACUCUAGAGAUCCUAAACACGUCUUGGAUCUUCAAUGACUAUGAAUUUGAUUUCUCCCCAAAGAAGCCUCCAGUGGUUGACAUCCCAGCAAAUCACAAUGUGAGUAUUAAUGUUACGCCCACAACCAGCGACGACCAGGUGGAGGUGGUACCGGAGGGCGAGGCAGAGGAAUGGAUGCUGGAGCUGGUGGUGAAAUCUGUCAUUCUGGCCAUCAUCGUUGUUCUCACCAUCGGCGGCAACGUGCUGGUUCUGUUGGCCGUGUUCAUGUCCCGUAACUUGCGCUCCUCCACCCACUACCUGAUCGUUAACCUGGCGGUGGCUGACCUGCUCCUCGGCACCACCGUCCUGCCCUUCAGCGCCACGCUGGAGGUGUCAGGGAAAUGGUACUUUGGCCAGGUAUUCUGCGAGGUGUGGGCGACCGCCGAUGUCCUGUGCUGCACGGCUUCCAUCUGGUCGCUGUGCGUGAUUUCACUAGAUCGUUACAUCGGGGUGACACGACCGCUGGCGUACUCCAGCAUCAUGACGGAGCGACGGAUGUGUGUGCUGAUCGUGGCCGUGUGGGCGCUGUCCAUCGCCAUCUCUAUCGGGCCUGCCUUUGGGUGGAAGACACCGCCAGACCCUGACCCCACCGUGUGCACCGUCAACCAGGAGCUGGGUUACGUGCUCUUCUCCGUCACUGGAUCGUUCUACCUGCCCAGCUUGUUUAUCCUGAUCUUGUACUGGCGGAUCUACAGAGCAGCAAUUCAACAGACAAAGUUCCUGGAGAGCGGCAUCAAGACCACCAAGACAUCCGUGACGCUCAGAGUACAUCGGGGCGGCGACACGCGCCUCACCCUGAGGGCGCACCGCGGAGGUAUGGGCGUGGGCCUGGCGGCUGGCAUGGCAGCCGGUCUGGCCACUGGUGUGGGAGGCCUCAACGGACACUGUUUAGUAAAUGGUGACUUAAAACCUCCUGAAAAAGAAGAAAAUCCUGGUCUGAGAGUUAAUGAAGGGAAGAAGACCAUGUCAAGGCUGAUGCCGCCCUCCCCUAACCUGGGACUGCCCGUCACGUCCUUCACCUGGCAGGGCAGGCGACGCAGCGCAAGGAACCCUCGGGAUCAAAGUGGAGAGGCCGCUACCUCAAAUCUGGAGACAUCACCCUCUGCCUCACCCGAGCGCCGGCUAACGGGUUCCACGGGUGGCAAGAUGGCAAAAUUCAGACGCCAAAAGAAGGCGGCCAAGACUCUAGGCAUCGUGGUGGGCGUGUUUCUCCUGUGCUGGUUCCCGUUCUUCUUCAUCCUACCGCUGGACUCGCUGUGUGGCAGCUGCAGGAUCUCAGAGACGCUGUUCGCCACGUUCUUCUGGCUGGGCUACUUCAACUCCUGCCUCAACCCCUUCAUCUACGCCUGCACGUCGCGCGAAUUCAAGCGAGCCUUCAAGCGGAUACUGUGUCGCGGGAGGGGGCGGGGGCGGCGCUCCCUCAACCACGCCACCUUCUACUCCGCCAUCUGGAGGAGAGACACUGGGGGGCUCAGCCCUAACCCUUCCAGCCGUGGGAUCGAGGGGUUGCUGGCCAACACCAUGCCUCUGGCUGACCCCUGCGGAGCCGUGUGGAAGGCUCCAAAGGCCCUUGAAGACCCGGGGUGCGAGUGUGUCUCCGUGGCCUCUAUAAUAAACUGACCAGCAGCAGCUCUCCGUCACCAAGACUCCGCCAGCCAAGCUUCAGCCAUGUGCCCAUGGGGAGAGUAUAGUGCUGCGCUCACAGCUGACGAUACACUUGUUCUGCUUGGAGUUUCGCUGUAAUGUUGGUGUAGAAGUUUAUUUCAGUUCCACUCAGGGGAGGGCGGGCUUACCAGGGGAGUGGGUAUCAGGGAUCCCGACUCAAGAAAGCGAGGCGUUUGUGUGGCCGUUGGCUCACACUCAGCGCCCGUGACCGUGACAGCGCGAUCGUACCUUAUAGUAGAGAAAUCUUAGUCCUCAAUGUCUUAGAGAAGUCAGAGGAUGAAGCCAGAGGAAACAGGAGAAGGGGAAACUAUUCUUAUCAUUAUUCUAUCAUUUGCAACGAUAUAUCUUUAGUAUGUAUCUUUAGUAUAUACAUUGAAAUGCUGCACACAAGAAAAUACAACACUCACUCAUGAAACAAUGCACACUGUGAGGCAAUGGAAACAACAUCUGUAUUCAAGGCAGGCGUCUCUCUCUCUCUCUCUCUCUCUCUCUCUCUCUCUCUCUCUCUCUCUCUCUCUCUCUCUCUCGAAAGUUUGGGUGCGAGUUAAUGUGAGAGAGGAAGACAUUAUAUCGUUAUUAGCAUAUUUAAUGAUCUAGAAUGGCAAGUUUUUUUUUUUUCCCGUCAGAUAAUUUCAUUUUGGGGCUUUUGCUUUUGUUACUUGUUAGGAGGGACGAGCACCAGCCGAAACUGAAGACUAAUGAACACAGACAGACACACACACACACACACACACACACACACACACACACACACACACACACACACACACAGCCAAUUUAAGAGCCAUUUUUUUUUUUCUCCUUACCAAAUGAGGCUUAUCAUUAACCACAUUAAUAUACACGAGGUAGUGUUUUGCAGAUGUAGCACUGUAAUUCUAUCAAAAUUUCCUCCUCUCCUGGCCUCUAUAGAUGUAUUUUUAUAUAUCACUAGACAACGUAACAUUACGAUACCUAACUGUCUUCAGUGUAACCUUGCCGGUGUACACUUGUAUGCGUCUCUCUCUCUCUGUGCGUAUAUAUGCCGUGUGUUUCCUUCAGCUGCCCAUCGCCACAGCGCGUGCAGGACAUCACAGUGUAUACAUCUCUUGGUGAGGGGGAGUCCCUGUGUAUUGGACGCAAGUCACGGGGAGACCAAGAGGAUUACCUACUUGUGUGUGUGUGUGUGUGUGUGUGUGUGUGCAAGCUCUGCAUCUGACUACGUGGAAAUAUGUCUAGAUGCCUUUUCCAUACACAGUUGUGAUUCUUUCCUCAUAUAUACACCAUUCUCUACAAAUUCUGGGUUCCUAGACUACUGUUCUUGUUCCUAUAGCGAUAUUUAAAGGCAUUUUUAAGUGGUGUGGAGCCACAUUUAUGUGCAACGCUAAGGUUCCUACUCUCAAAUGUUUCGGUGUCGUAUCUUGAUAACAUAACAGAUUUUUGUGGAAGAUAUUGCAGUUUUCAAGGAUGUUUUUUUUUCAUGAUUCUGGUGAUACUUUAGUAAGGCUACUGCACCAUCAGUAUAGAAAGACAUCAUCAUCAGAGUCCAAUUAAUCAUCUCUGUGGUCUUUGAAAAUAGUCUUCUUCAAAACCCGAAGCGUUAGGAAUACGAGCUUAAUGAAACGGUGCUAACCUCUCUUUAAGUAGUGGGCGCCACGAGGUCUUGAUGACUGAUACACCAGUUGCUUCACUCAUUACCCAUCGGAGGCCCUGGCUGGCAUGGUAAUGUUGGACUAGUAUACCACAGUGAUACAGAUCAACGGGUACAUAUUAUCACGACCAUCAUACGAGAAACUCCAGUACAAGCGAAGGUGAUGUGUCGAUGCCACGUAACGCCCUUUCAUUGGAACAUACUUUGAAAUACUUCGUGUCUCAUCUCAGGUACGUUUUCCAGGCUCUAAUGGAAGUAACUAACGAUUUCAGAAGGGUUAUCAUGAUUGCUGUAAUUCAGUUAGGAUUCUACUUAAUCAAUACGAAAAAAAUUUAUGAGAACUUUUUUAACAUUUUAAACUUUGUAGAUAUCAUUCUUAUGUGUGAACAAAGCGUUAAAGAUUACAGAGAUACUUCUUAUGUUACAACUCAGUGAUACAGAAAAAAAUCAUCAAGUAUUCAGCCACGAAAUGGCAAUAAUUCACACUACGUUCAGAUGUUAGCACCAAAUCAAAACAUUCACCGAAGUCAUUCAAACACAGACAAUUCUGGAUUCAUUUUCAUAUGUAGAUACAUUUUUAUAUGUGAUACGUCACCGGUCACGCAAAGUGUAGAAAGAAAGACAAUCAUCAAGUGUUUGGGAACCACACUCUCUCUCUCUCUCUCUGAUUAAUAGCUCUUUACACACACACACACACACACACACGGCUCUUUCCACGGGUCACAUGCACAGGUGUUUGUACAGGUAGUGUGUAAGGCAAGUUUGAAUGGAAUUUUCCAGAUAAUUAAUGCCUAUCUUUUUACGACGACCUACUGUGAAGUGAUAAGUGUUUCAGCUCGGAGAAAAAGAAAACUCAACUGAGCGCAGGGA
Molecule: messenger RNA, 5029 nt
Organism: Portunus trituberculatus (swimming crab)
Lineage: Eukaryota; Metazoa; Arthropoda; Malacostraca; Decapoda; Portunidae
Product: alpha-1B adrenergic receptor-like
Exons: 2
Coding region: 814-2487 (557 amino acids)
Biological process (GO): positive regulation of cytosolic calcium ion concentration; adenylate cyclase-activating adrenergic receptor signaling pathway; cell-cell signaling
Cellular component (GO): membrane
Molecular function (GO): alpha1-adrenergic receptor activity
Source: RefSeq, a predicted model, not a curated record